AUGCGCGUUCAAACCGCACCGAACGAACAGGACGCUGCAGAUUUGCAGAAUUUUGCCGAUUUCCUGCUCAGCAUCGGAGAGGGCCGUCAUCCGACGUUCGAGGGAUUCGACGCCACGUACGCGAAGCUUCCUCGGGAUAUGGUGCAGCCCCGAACUAGCAGCCUGCAGGACGAUGUUCGAUCGUUGAUCAAUCGCGUGUACCCUGACGUCGGACGGCAUUACCGACAAGCAGGCUACUUCAAGGACCGUGCCAUCCUGUCGCCGUUGAACGUGGACGUAACCGCUGUAAACAACAGUGUGUUGGAGCAGAUACCAGAACGGGAAGUAGAGUAUCGUUCCAUCGACACCUUGGUGAACCCCGAGGAACAGGAUACUCUACAGCUACCCACUGAGUAUCUCAAUGCCCAAAACAUCAGCGGCAUUCCUGUACAUCGGCUGCGGUUGAAGCAGUAUACGCCCGUCCUUCUGCUCCGGAACCUGAAUACCGAGCGUGGCCUGUGCAAUGGGACGCGCCUCCAGAUCGUCGCUCUUCGGCCGCAUUGCAUUCAUGCACGGAUUCUGACGGGCAAGCGUCAGGGGGAAGAUGUGCUGUUGCCCCGCAUCUUCUGUGACAGCAACGACUCCAGCAUGCCGUUCCAGAUCCGACGCAAGCAGUUCCCGGUGCAAGUAUGUUUUGCAAUGACGGUCCACAAGGCACAAGGUCAAUCUCUCCAUCACCUUGGACUGUACCUGCCAACCGAGGUGUUUGCACACGGCCACCUUUAUGUUGCCCUAUCGCGAGUAACUUCGCGACCCAACAUAACGGUGUUGAUCUUGGAUCCUAAACGGGAGGACGCAGACGGUGUUGCUGCCAAGAACGUCGUCUACCACGAAGUGGUUCGUGAUUGA
Anopheles darlingi is the source of this 888-nucleotide messenger RNA. Its product is annotated as ATP-dependent DNA helicase PIF1-like. The coding region runs from base 1 to 888 and encodes 295 amino acids. The transcript has a single exon. Lineage: Eukaryota; Metazoa; Arthropoda; Insecta; Diptera; Culicidae. The record is from RefSeq and is a predicted model, not a curated record.